AUGAGACUUACAACAUCUACCCUGUUUACACUUUCAGCUUUGCUUGGGUCAGUUUCUGCGGCCCCAGCCCCUAGAGCUGAAGGCAAAGCUGCUGCGCAAGCCGAGGAUUGUACCACGACUCAAAAUAGCUAUCAUCAACACCAUCAACACAAGAGAGCUGUGGCUUACAAUUAUGUGUAUGUUACGGUCACGGUUGACGCUGGUGGAAACACCGUGUCUCCGACCGUUGAAGCGUCUCUUGAGAGCAAGACUGUGGACGCAACGUCUUCAUCAUCCUCGACUACCAGUGCUUCUUCGACAUCUAGCUCUAGCUCUAGCUCUAGCUCCCAAAGCGAAACCAGCAGCACAUCAUCUUCAUCGUCUUCCCACAGCUCCAACACCUCUUCUUCUGGUGGAAUUGACGGAGAUCUUUCUGCUUUCUCCGAUCCUACUGAGUCCUUUGAGGAUGGUACAAUCUCUUGUUCCGACUUCCCAUCUGGUCAAGGUGUGAUUGCCCUUGACAAUUUAGGAUUCGGUGGAUGGUCUGGACUUUACCAUUCUUCCGAUACUUCUACUGGUGGUGAAUGCAAGGAUGGAACAUACUGCUCCUACGCUUGUCAGCCUGGUAUGUCCAAGACUCAAUGGCCAUCUGACCAACCAGGUAACGGUGUCUCUGUCGGAGGUCUAUACUGUAAGAACGGUUACCUUUACAGAACGAACACCGAUACAGACUACCUUUGCGAAUGGGGUGAAGACACCGCUAGAGUGGUGUCUGAGCUUGACCAAUCCGUCGCUAUUUGCAGAACCGAUUACCCUGGAACCGAGAAUAUGGUCAUUCCAACUGUUGUGGAGGCUGGUGGCGAGAGUAUCUUGUCUGUUGUUGACGAAGAUUCUUACUACCAAUGGCAGGGUAAGAAGACAUCUGCUCAAUACUACGUUAACAAUGCAGGUGUUUCCUAUGAAGAUGGCUGUGUGUGGGGAACUUCUGGAAGUGGAAUUGGAAACUGGGCUCCACUGAAUUUUGGUGCCGGUUACACUUCUGGAACCACAUACCUGUCCUUGAUUCCAAAUCCAAACAACUACGAUUCCGCAAACUUCAAGGUCAAAAUUGAAGCCUACGAUGAUAGCAGUGAUCUUCAAGGAGAAUGCUAUUACGAGAACGGAUCUUAUAAUGGCGAUGGUACAGACGGAUGUACUGUUGCCCUUACUUCUGGUAAAGCCAAGUUUGUGUUAUACUGA
This is a messenger RNA of Ogataea philodendri, 1218 nucleotides long. RefSeq lists its product as uncharacterized. Bases 1 to 1218 code for a protein of 405 amino acids. The record is from RefSeq and is a predicted model, not a curated record. Gene Ontology annotation, biological process: fungal-type cell wall organization. Gene Ontology annotation, cellular component: fungal-type cell wall; cell surface. The transcript has a single exon. NCBI's taxonomy places the organism in Eukaryota, Fungi, Ascomycota, Pichiomycetes, Pichiales, Pichiaceae.